CCCUUGCUUCAACAAUAGUCAUCUAGAGCUCAGCAGAGCCUAAUCAUUAAGUUUAAUUAUGGUUAAAUAUAACUCCUUGGCUUCAGCUACCUCAGCUCAUGGGUUUGAUAGGCUGGAAGGGAGUAGGACUAAGAUGGAGAAGAUGUUUUGGUUCAUCAUUAUUUUUGGUUUAUGGAUAUUUUUCUUCCAAUUGGCAUUUUUAAAUCUCCAAAAUUACUAUUCGGAUCCAGGUCACACCUCUGUGACUAGCACAACUCCUUUCCCUGCUUCCCAAGGGAAAAUUCCUGAUUUGGCGUUCUGUGAUUCAUCUCCAUGGGAUUUCGAGAAAGCAGAGAAAGCAGGGAUAUCAGGAAAUAUGGUUUCAUAUAUAUCACAUCAACUUUAUCCGUUUGGUUUGGGAGAAUUUAAGAAUAACAAUUUCACAUUACAACGAGAGUAUGAAGAAGAUUAUCAGAAGUUACUUCUCCGGUAUAACGGUACAAUAGGGGUACUGGAUGCUGUUACACGAGACUGUGCGUCCUAUCUCAUAUACUGUAAUCUACCGGGAAUGCCGGACGUGAGAUCAACCUUGUGUUGCUCAAUGUACUUCAACGAACCAAUCUAUAGAAGAGAGAAAAAGUGUUUUUCAACUGUUGGAAAGCUAAACCAGAGCCAAGCAGUUGUUAAUGAAUUGGAAAGUAUUGAAAGUAUGACGGUGGCGAUCAAAUCGAGUGUAAUAAACUCAGGUUAUCUUAAUAGAAAUUUUACCAAUAGUAUUGCAAUGUUCUCAAGUUCUUUUCACGUAGCAAUUGUUGAUGAGAAGAUGGAUUUGCAGGUCUUAAAGUCGAGUGAUUUCAGACCUCUGACUUGGAAAUCCACAAAUCUGAUCUCAGUCCGACUAAACCUACUUGAUCAAACAAAUGUUGCUCGUGUUAUAGAUGGUGUAAAAUGCAGUCCUGAUCCAGGGUAUAGUAAACACCAGUGCAUGAAACAUGCAAUGCAGAAGGAAACAGGUUCUCAAUUCAAUUGUUCUUCAGUUACUUUCGGAGCUCCAACCCCUGGAACAAAAUUUUGUACUCCUGCAAUCAAUGCUUUGAUCAUGUCGGUCGAAAAUAAGAAAAAGGGUGAAAUUUUUUACCAAGGAGAAGCAUGUUUGGAUCAAUGCAAGCUAAAUUAUUACUCUUUCGAAGUUCGUCCUGAAAACAUACGCUCUGGGAUAUUUAGUCAGUAUAGAAUGGAUGAAAGUAAAUAUGAAUUCAUGAUGCUCCGGGUCUUCUACGAAGCUUCUCAGGUUCAUUUGACAAUCUACACUGGGAAGAGUCUGCAGGAUGUUAUCUCCGGGAUUGGAGGAACACUGGGUCUUUGUAUUGGUGGAUCACUAAUCACUAUUGUGGAACUUGGUAUCUAUUUCCUUCAAUGCAGACGAUUUUUCUUUAAAUAAUUGUUAUGAAAAGUU
Molecule: messenger RNA, 1435 nt
Organism: Eurytemora carolleeae
Lineage: Eukaryota; Metazoa; Arthropoda; Copepoda; Calanoida; Temoridae
Exons: 2
Coding region: 59-1420 (453 amino acids)
Biological process (GO): sodium ion transmembrane transport
Cellular component (GO): membrane
Molecular function (GO): ligand-gated sodium channel activity
Source: RefSeq, a predicted model, not a curated record